Erigeron canadensis is the source of this 1000-nucleotide messenger RNA. RefSeq lists its product as uncharacterized. The coding region runs from base 175 to 807 and encodes 210 amino acids. NCBI's taxonomy places the organism in Eukaryota, Viridiplantae, Streptophyta, Magnoliopsida, Asterales, Asteraceae. The record is from RefSeq and is a predicted model, not a curated record. The transcript has 5 exons.
UCGUUGGCUACUGGCAACCAAUUCAACAGAAAAGAAAGAGAAAAAAAGUUAGUUAAUAAUAAUAUACAUACAGCGUACGACUUCCAUCCCCAAAACACUAGAAAUUUUUCCUCCAAAUUUGUUGGAUAGAAAAAGUGAAUUGAAUUUGAAACAGAAACAGAAACAGAAAAUCAAAUGGGGUGGUGUCUGACGCUAUUCACGCCAUCAAUUCUCACCGAUCCAUCCCCGACUUUCACAUUCCCACCCAAUUAUUAUUCGUCUUCUAAGCCUCCAAAUUUGGGUGUCCGACAACAAACUCAUCGCCAUACACAUCAGAAGAAGCAGCAGCAGCUCAAUUGUUAUGAUAAUGAUGAAACCCCAUCAUCGUCAUCACAAUCAUCUAUGGAUUCAAUUGAAUAUAAUAAUAAUAAUAAUCCCCCACAAGAUGCUAUUCUCAAAGCCAUUUCAGAAAUAUCAAAGGCUGAAGGAAGGAUCGGAAGAACUAGUACUUUAAUUCUUGGAGGGACUAUUACCGAUGAUUCGACCUAUGACGGGAUUAGUCUCACUAAGAUGUUAAACAUCUACCCAGCUGCACGAGGAUUCACAGCUAUUGGAUCUGGGGGUGAUGAUUUUGUGCAAUCGAUGGUCUUUGCUGUUGAGUCAGUAGUUCAACAUCCAAUUCCUCAAGGCAAGGUGAAGCAGAAAUUAUCAUCGGGUGGGAAAUAUGUCUCAGUGAACAUUGGACCUGUUCAAAUUGUUUCUAGUAACCAGGUUCAAGCUGUUUACCAUGCUAUGAAGAGAGAUUUUCGAAUGAGAUACUUUCUGUAGUGUGCACAUCUCUGUAUGUAUAAAAAAAACUUAAUUUCUGGUAUGGUUUAUGUUAUUCCAUUGUAAAUGUCAGUUGAUCAUCUCAAUAUCUCUGAACCUGUGUAUCCAUGAAUUAGGCAAACUAGGCUGUAUAGUUGUGUACUUGUGUUGCAUACUUAUUGUUUAAAUUCCAGUUUGACAAGCUCUUACAUAA